UUCAAAAAGCCGCGCUGUCCGCUGACUGCCUACGUUGUAAAAUCGGGUCUCUCCUUGAAGCCAGUUCGGGGGACUCGACGACUGAGAGUGUGUGUGUGUGUGUAUAUGUUACGCGCUGGUGUGUGCCUCGUAUGGAUAUAAGGACGCUGUAGAGCAAUUUGAAAGACGGAUUAUACAAGCAAGCUGGGAUGCUGGCAGACGUCGACGGCGCCGAGUUGGCGCCUGUUCCUUGCACAUGCUGUGAAAACAUCUGCAGACAUCAUCUUCCAAGCCAUGGAAAUCUUCGCACUCAGUGCCCUUUCCUGCAGAGCAAUUGAAACAUGGAACAAGUUUAAUGGAAACGCUGGGAAUCUAAGUCGACAGGAUAUCAGCCAUUUGUUUCGAUCAAUGGGGUUCUCUCCGUCUGAAUCUCAAGUUCACGAGAUAUGGCAGUUGACACGCACGAACCACGGCCCAUUUAACUUCGGCAUCUUUUAUAUUUGUUUGUCCGAAAUGAAGUACUCCAAUGACAAGCCGGUACCAAGAAUCGAGCCGCUGUCAAAGCUCGACAGUCGAAAGCAGCUCAUGAAACGGAGGUCGGAAUCUGUCGAAAGUUCUUAUGAUGUUUUCCUUGGUGGGUCCUGCAAUCCCACGACUUGGCGCACGGACACUGCCAUUCCAAAACUGAAGGAAUUUGGGAUCUCAUACUAUAACCCUCAGGUAGCACAAUGGGUUCCUGAACUCAUAGAGCGGGAAAACCAAGCAAAAGAGAGUGCGAAAGUCAUGUUUUUCGUCAUUGACAACCAGACCAGGUCUGUGGCUUGCAUGAUUGAGGCUGCACAUGUGGCAGGCACUGAAAGGAAGCUGAUGCUCAUCCUCAAUGAUCCAGCCGAGCCUGGAAGCCUCGUUCUGGGGGAGCCCAUCUCGGAAAAGGAGCACAAGGAUCUGAAACAAGGAAGGGAAUAUCUCAAGGACAUUGUCGAGAUGAGGGAGAUACCCGUUUUUCAAGACAUCCACAAAGCUCUGGUCGAGACCAAGCGAGUGGUCAAAGAGAACAUUCCACCGCAAAGGCUAGAAACCAGGAAAACGGGCAUCUCGGUGCCUCAGCGGCCCCUGGCGGGCAAGUGCCUCAAAUAUAAGGGGGCCUUCGACAACAACUCCUCAAGGAAUGGAGAAAUACAGAUCACAGAUCUUAAGCUGGAAUUCAAAGCACUCACAGGGAGGGAGCUGCCCCAAGAAUGCUUGGAGGCCAUCGCAAGCAGGGCUCAAGGCGCAGUGACAAACGGCAGCAAGGUAGACAUCGACAACCUGCGAAUAAGUUUUGACCAGUUCUGCGUCAUUCUCUGCGAUUUGAAGCAUCAGAACAAGAACGGCAGUGUGCUCAACAACUUCUUGCAGAGCGUGGCAUCCUCUUUACGUGGUUUGUUCUUCCCAGAACGUCCAGGUGUCCUCAACGGAGUGCUGCCCUUGGACUGCGCUCACAUCUACCUGGGUGGAGCAUUAAAGAGCAGCACCUGGAGAGAGGAAAUUGCCAUUCCAGCACUAAAGAAACAGGGACUCACACAUUUCUACCCCCUCCCAUCACCAUGGAACGAGCGCUUCACCCCCUUGGAAAUGCACCGCAUAGAGAACAGCAAGGUCUUACUGUUUGUCAUCACAAAGACGGAAAGGUGCCUCUCCGAGAUGCUGGUGGCUGCGCACUACGUUGGCCGUGGUUGCAACGUCGUCCUCUGCAUACAAAACUUGGAAGACGGAAUCGUCAUCGACGGCGAGCAGUUAACGGAGCUUGCCAUCAAGGACUACAACAGGGGCAGAAUGUACCUGUCGGACCUCGCCACAAGGUCUGGAGUGCCCGUGUACGACGACAUUUCAGAAGCAGUCGCCGCCGCAGCCGAGAAGUGCAAAAAGUGUCACACGUGUACAUAAGACUAAUGGACUACAGAACAGUGCGAAAACUCUCACGCCAAGACGGGUGCUUCACAUCAUCCAUUGCUCAUUCCACAGUGUACAUACCUAGCAUACCAUCUCUGUGCUCGACAAGAAGGGGGCGUCGUGAAUGUAGGGGGUUUCACUUCGAAGCGUGUAAAUAGCAGCCCACACAAUUGUCCUCAUCCAUCUGCAAAUACAGGAGCAUCUCAUAACAUUGCAUUUAAUGCUAUUCCAAGGCUAUUUAGUCGACUGUAUUAAAUCUCAUGUUCUGUCA
Molecule: messenger RNA, 2182 nt
Organism: Ornithodoros turicata
Lineage: Eukaryota; Metazoa; Arthropoda; Arachnida; Ixodida; Argasidae
Gene: raw
Exons: 16
Coding region: 274-1905 (543 amino acids)
Cellular component (GO): plasma membrane
Source: RefSeq, a predicted model, not a curated record